AUGAGUGAACCCUGCUCCUCUUAUCCUGGACUUCUCCUGAAUGAAUUGUUUGGACAACACAUGAAUGAAGGAGAUAAUCGAUGGAUUGACGUUGUUGAUAAGAAGGAUCUCAAAGGUCGAGGUUCAGAAUCGACCACAUUCACCGCUGGCACUCGAACGCGAGCUCCAUCGCGUAUCAUUCCACAUGCAGCAGAAGAAGCGGUUGGACUUCGUAACUCCGAGUUAGCGGAGAUGGAAAACCAUGCGGGAUUAUCUACCUCUUCAAAAUCUGUUCCUCCGACACAAGGUAGAUGUAAUGGAGAGCAAUCGUCAUCACAUACGCCGGAUUCGACGGAAGUUCGAGUUGCCGAUGGCUCUUCUUCAUCAGCAGCUCCAACAAGAGAUGAGCAAACGAGAGGCGCUGCCACUCGUAAAUGGAGGCAACAUCAAGGAAGAAACCGCUUUUUCUGUGAUGGCCGGAUCAUUAUGGCACGUCAGAUAAACGUGUUCGUCUUCACUUUGUUCCUGAUUUCUACAACACUUACGCUAUUUUUCGUUUUUGAUGCUCCUUUCCUCUUUAAUGAAGUAUCGCCUGCCUUGCCUAUCAUCGUUGCCGUGCUAUCACUACUAGUUUUUGUCAGCUUGUUGAAGACAUCAUUUAGUGACCCUGGUAUCCUUCCUAGAGCUCCAAACAUGGAGGUUGCAGAACGUACACGUCAACAUUUUCAUGAGGUGAUAUCAGAUCCGGACUACAAUCCAGCCACAAGCGUACUGCCAGAUCCUCCCAGAACUAAACAAGUUAUGAUAAACGGCCAAGUUGUUCGUCUUAAGUACUGUUUUACUUGUCGCCUUUUCCGACCUCCGCGAAGUUCUCACUGCUCUGUUUGUGACAACUGUGUGCUCAACUUCGACCAUCACUGUCCAUGGGUAGGUAAUUGCAUUGGUCAGAGGAAUUACCGCCAUUUUUACUUCUUUAUCACCUCAUUGGCAGUGCUCAUUAUCUGCCUUUUUAGCUGCUCACUCGCCCACCUUAUGAUCCUGUCUCGCACAGAACAAUUUUUGAAUGCUGUGAAGAAAUCUCCAAUCUCACUUAUAGUUGUCCUCAUCUGUUUCUUUUCCAUAUGGUCUAUUGUUGGUCUGGCCGGAUUCCAUACCUACCUCGUCGCAACAAACCAAACAACAAAUGAGGAUAUCAAAGGGACAUUCAGCAAUAAACGAAGGUCACAACGAGUCAUCAAUCCAUAUUCUUUCAAUUCCGUGCUACAAAAUUGUUGUUGGAGGUUGUGUGGGCCUGAACCUCCCAGUCUGCUUGACCGUCGUGGUGUGAUCACUUCUGAUCCUGUUCUCCGACAUCGGAUGAAACUAAAUAAGGAUAGCUACUGUUCCGUCUCUGGAAACACGCAGAAAAAGGAGGAACUCUAG
This is a messenger RNA of Necator americanus (New World hookworm), 1401 nucleotides long. RefSeq lists its product as uncharacterized. Bases 1 to 1401 code for a protein of 466 amino acids. Lineage: Eukaryota; Metazoa; Nematoda; Chromadorea; Rhabditida; Ancylostomatidae. The transcript is spliced from 16 exons. Gene Ontology annotation, biological process: peptidyl-L-cysteine S-palmitoylation; protein targeting to membrane. The record is from RefSeq and is a predicted model, not a curated record. Gene Ontology annotation, cellular component: Golgi apparatus; endoplasmic reticulum. Gene Ontology annotation, molecular function: protein-cysteine S-palmitoyltransferase activity.